AAAAAAAAAAAAAAACUGUCAUGUUAUAUUUUAGAGGUUAUAAAAAUUGUUCAAAAGAAUUAUAUUCUCUAAAAUAUCAGGUUAUUUAUUUUGUGAUGUACAAACGCAAACUGGAACACUAAAACAUAUUCGAUAUAACGUACUUUGAGCACCGCAGAAAACAUGAACCAAAUGUUUAGAAAUCUUUCCCUUGUAGCCUGUAAAAGCCCUUGUGCUAGUAAUAUUCAUACAGCAACAACAGCAUUCGCUUGGUCAAAAAUAACAACGCCGCGAACAUUUAUUGAACCAAACAAGAAGAUAUAUCCACCACAAGAGAUCGGAGAAACACCCAGACCAGCUUUUGUGUGUCAUCAAAAGACGAAUGUAAAGUACAGUCCAGAAAAGCUGUGGUACAUUGCUUGCUUUGUCAGAGGAAUGUCUGUGGAUGAAGCAGUAAAACAACUGAGUUUUGUGAAUAAAAAGGGAGCAGUAUUUGUUAAGGAAGCUAUCCUGGAAGCACAGCAAUUAGCAGUGACUGAGCACAAUGUUGAAUUCAAGAGCAAUUUAUGGAUAGCUGAAUCACUUGCUGGCAAAGGCAUGACUAUUAAGGGAAUUAGACGGCAUGCUCGUGGGAGGAUGGGGGAAGUAAGGUACCAGUACUGCCAUUACUUUGUUCGACUGGAAGAAGGGAAACCUCCCAAAGACUACUACAAACGCAACCCCCUCACCCCUCCACAACAACUUGAUGAAUGGCUAGAAUCAAUGAGGAAGAGGAAAAUUAUCAACUCAUAUUAAGUACAUUAUUUAUUUGGUCAUUGUUAGUUAGAAAAAUAUAAAAUUAGAAUCAAA
Molecule: messenger RNA, 828 nt
Organism: Pectinophora gossypiella (pink bollworm)
Lineage: Eukaryota; Metazoa; Arthropoda; Insecta; Lepidoptera; Gelechiidae
Gene: mRpL22
Product: 39S ribosomal protein L22, mitochondrial
Exons: 3
Coding region: 163-774 (203 amino acids)
Biological process (GO): ribosome assembly; translation
Cellular component (GO): ribosome; mitochondrial large ribosomal subunit
Molecular function (GO): structural constituent of ribosome
Source: RefSeq, a predicted model, not a curated record